Messenger RNA from Talaromyces rugulosus, 4986 nucleotides. RefSeq lists its product as uncharacterized. NCBI's taxonomy places the organism in Eukaryota, Fungi, Ascomycota, Eurotiomycetes, Eurotiales, Trichocomaceae. Bases 1 to 4986 code for a protein of 1661 amino acids. Gene Ontology annotation, biological process: post-Golgi vesicle-mediated transport; phospholipid translocation; endocytic recycling. The record is from RefSeq and is a predicted model, not a curated record. Gene Ontology annotation, cellular component: plasma membrane. The transcript has a single exon. Gene Ontology annotation, molecular function: ATP binding; ATPase-coupled intramembrane lipid carrier activity; magnesium ion binding.
AUGGCCGGCGAUCAAGAAAAGAAUGGUGGUGGUGGUGGUGGUGGUGGUGGCUCGCCGGGAAAUGAAGAACAUCUACAAGAACCAACUGCGCCGAGACGAGUGUCCAGUCUGCCAACCGAAGACUCAAUAACCACGACGACUGCUACUCCCCAUGCCAGAGUGCGCUUUUCCUCCGACCUAGAUCGCUUGCGCGACGAUAAUAUCAGACCAGAUCCCCCGCGGCAGACAGCAGCAGACCGCUCAAAUGAGGAACAACGACGACCAGACCUCACGAUCAAUACAUCUGUCGCCAACACUCACAACGUGCCCUCUGCAACUAAAAACCAAUCCCUCUCUCCUACCUCGCCGCAGUCGCGAACGCGCAACCGUGGAUACUCGCUGCGCCGGUCUCUCUUUGCGAAGAAUAUACAGACGCAUUCUGCCAGUCCAGAUGGAGAACUGGAGGAUAUCGAGCUUGCAACAACAACAACACGGCCAGAGGCAGCCAAGCCAGAGACUAUUCAAGAAAAGACUGCCGUGACGCAACAAGAAGUGGGAUCUACAGUGCAGCCGAUUCGAAGGCUGGAAUCCGAUUCCCAGGAGGACCUGUAUUCUCUGAGCUAUUCUGAUUCGACCCCGCUCAAGUAUACUUCCUCUUUGAUCGUCGAAGGGCAGAAUUGGAUUGUUUCGACUGCCGCAAACUCAAAGGCGUGCGAGUGGCUGGUGGAAUUCCGCCAGACGGUUCGCAAAAAGGUCUUUCGCAUUCAGGAAAUCCUCCCGACCAAGGACGGCCGGCAUAUUGAUUUGAAUGUGAGCUGUGUGGAUGAGCUGCUCGACGAGAGAACUAACAAACCAUACAUCAACAAUUCCAUCCGCUCGAGUCGAUACAGCCUGUGGAGUUUUUUCCCCAAACAGUUUGUGGCGCAGUUCUCAAAAAUCGCCAAUUUUUAUUUCCUGGUUGUCUCUAUCCUGCAGAUGAUUCCCGGUUUGAGUACCACCGGUACUUUUACCACUUUUAUUCCUCUGAUGAUUUUCGUGGGUAUUUCCAUGGGUAAAGAAGGCUUUGACGACUUGCGCCGCUAUCGAUUAGACAAGGAAGAGAAUAAUCGUUUCGUGAGUGUGCUGCGACCCGAUGUGUCGCAAGAAGAGCGAGGGGCGGAAACCGUUCCUGCGGAUGACGCUUCUGUCGCUAACAAGGAUGAGAACUGGACCGCGGUCAAAUGGCAGAGUGUCCGGGUGGGCGAUGUUAUCAAACUCCAGCGCAACGAGCCCAUCCCCGCCGAUGUGGUCCUGCUGCACGCUGUAGGCCAGGACGGUGUCGCCCAUAUUGAAACCAUGGCCCUCGAUGGCGAAACCAACCUCAAAACCAAGCAGCCUUGCCAAUUAGUGUCCAAAGUCUGCUCAACACCAGAGGAAAUCAUAGCGCGACAGCAUCCCAUACGCUUCACAGUCGAGGACCCCAACUUGGAUCUUUACAAAUUCGACGGCAAUGCCACUGUUAAAGAAGAGAGGCUUCCGCUUACAAACAACGAAAUCAUCUACAGAGGCAGUAUCCUGCGAAAUACCAAACAAAUCUAUGCCAUGGUCAUCUACACUGGGGAGGAGUGCAAGAUCCGGAUGAAUGCAAACAAAAAUCCUCGUAUCAAAAAGCCCGCCCUUCAAUCCGUCGUCAACUCUGUCGUCAUAAUCAUCGUCAGCGUGGUCAUUCUCAUUGCCAUGGUCUGUACUAUUGCCUACAAGUUCUGGAGCAGCGAUUACGAGAGCGGUGCGUGGUAUUUGGCAGACGCACACGUAGCGAUCGGCCCCGUCUUCACCUCUUUCUUGAUCAUGUUCAACACGCUGAUCCCAAUCUCGCUCUACGUCAGUAUGGAAAUCGUCAAAGUCGCGCAGAUGUUCCUGCUUAAUGAUAUUGACAUGUAUGACGAGGAGUCUGACACGCCUCUAGAGGCACGGACUUCGACCAUUAACGAGGAACUCGGUCAGAUCAGCUACAUUUUCUCCGACAAAACAGGAACACUGACCAACAACACCAUGCGCUUUCGUAUGAUGAGUGUGGCCGGCAUGGCCUGGCUUCACGACAACGACCUGCGAGAAGAGGCUGCGCGGGAGGGUGACCGGCAUCGAUUGAUGCACAAGAAACGCACCACCAAGGGCAAAAAUGCCAUGCGUCGUAAAUCUGGCGUCGACAGCGUCCAUCGCGCUUCGUCUGUUCGCAUGUCAAUGGCCUCUAUCCACACAGAUCAUCAACCUUCUCGAACAAAGUCGAUUAACCAAGGCCACGCUUUCCACGGAGGCAACACCACUCAAAUGCUCCAGUAUAUCCAGCGGAAACCUUUUACUCUGUUUGCUCGUAAAGCCAAGUUUUUUAUUCUGUCAUUGGCUCUUUGCCACACGUGUAUCCCAGAGCGAGACGAAUCUGGCGAGGUGUCUUUUCAAGCUGCAUCGCCAGAUGAGUUGGCGCUGGUGACUGCAGCACAGCAGCUAGGAUACUUGGUUCAGGAUCGCCAGUCAAACACCCUGACGGUGCGAGCAUACCCAUCCGGCCUGGAUGACGAUCCUGUGGAUGAGGUUUAUGAGAUCCUGGACGUGAUAGAAUUCACUAGUACGCGGAAAAGGAUGUCUAUAGUUGUUCGCAUGCCCGACCAGCGUAUUUGCCUGUUUUGCAAAGGUGCCGAUUCCACAAUCACGAAACUCCUCCGUCAGGCCUCGUUGGCACAGGAAAAGGCCGUUGAAAUCGAGAGACGGGCCAGUAAACGCAAGAACGAGGAGGCCGUUGAAGCGAUGCGGCGGAACAGCGAACAUCACAGCCCUAUAUCUGUGCGCCGUCCGAGCUUGCACUCCCAGAGACGGUCUAGCACUUUUUCCGCAAAUCGCAACUCGCUGCGUCGAAGCGUUGAUGUCUGGCUCAAGGAUCGCGAAACCGACGGCGGAAGGCGAAACAGAGAUAAUGGUGGAGAACUCUACAGUCCACGCCCGUCAGGUCAGCUGAACCGGAACUCGUCGGUCUUUUCGGAUGGCAGACCGUCCUUUCAGGAGGAUGACGACGCCCAUUUGGUUGACGAGAGCCUUGUUGUUGACGACAAUGCCAUCUUCGAACGGUGUUUUCAGCAUUUGAACGACUUUGCCACGGAGGGCCUGCGUACGCUCAUGUAUGCAUCCCGGUUUAUCGAAGAGGCGGCGUACCAGGAAUGGAAACAAGCGUAUCACGAAGCCACAACUAGUCUGGUUGAUCGACAGGAGAAGAUUGAAAAAGUAGGCGAAGAAAUCGAAACGCAACUUGACCUGAUCGGCGCCACGGCUAUCGAGGACAAGCUGCAAAAGGGCGUGCCCGAGACUAUUGACAAGUUGAGACGGGCCAACAUUAAGCUCUGGAUGUUGACCGGCGAUAAGCGAGAGACUGCCAUCAACAUUGGCCACUCGUGCCGUCUGGUCAAGGAUUAUUCCGAAGUCGUCAUCUUGGACCAGGAGGCUGGAAAUGUGGAAAGGACGAUCGUCACUCUGAUAUCGAACAUUCGAAAGGGGAAAAUCGCCCAUUCAGUGUUGGUAGUUGACGGUCAGACGCUGUCCAUGAUUGAAGCAGACGAGAUCUUGAUGGCCCGGUUUUUCAAGCUGGCGAUUAUGGUUGAUUCUGUCAUCUGCUGCCGUGCCAGCCCUAAGCAAAAGGCAUUUUUGGUGCGGUCGGUGCGGAAGCAGGUCAUGGAUGCCAUCACUCUGGCCAUUGGCGAUGGCGCAAACGACAUUGCCAUGAUCCAAGAAGCUCAUGUCGGCAUUGGUAUAACCGGAAAGGAAGGGUUACAAGCCGCGCGAAUUUCUGAUUACUCGAUUGCGCAAUUUCGAUUCCUGCAAAAGCUGCUUCUUGUCCAUGGUCGCUGGAACUACAUUCGCAUUUGCAAGUAUACUCUCGGGACGUUUUGGAAGGAGACCUUGUUCUACCUCACGCAGGCUCUUUAUCAGCGAUAUAAUGGAUAUACGGGGACCAGUCUGUACGAGAAUUGGUCUCUUAGUAUGUUCAAUACCUUGUUCACGUCUCUCGCGGUCAUUUUCUUGGGUAUAUUUGAAAAGGAUCUGGCUGCCUCGACGCUGUUGGCUGUUCCUGAGCUUUACACCAAAGGUCAACGCAAUGGGGCGUUUAGCAUACGGAUCUACCUGGGAUGGGCUCUGAUGGCUGUUAUUGAAGCACUGAUAAUAUUCUUCUCAAUGUUCAGCCUGUUUGGUGAGUCUUUGAUGGGAGUCGACAACACCAUCUUCCCGAUGGGACUGUUGACUUUUACUGCAUGCAUCACGGUCAUCAAUCUCAAGCUGCAAUUUUUGGAGAUCCACUACAAGACGUUUCUGUCCGGUAUCGUGCUUUUCCUCUCUAUUGGUGGCUGGUUUUUGUGGAAUAUGAUUCUGUCCGCUCGCUACGACGACGCCAAAUCAGGCAAGGGCAUCUACGACGUGAACGGCAACUUUUUGACGCGCAUUGGGCGGAGUCUGAGUUUCUGGGUUGUUUUGUUUCUGAUCGUUUCGGCGGUGCUCCUGUUCGAAACGACCGUCAGCACCAUCCGCGCCAUCCUCUUUCCUAAUGAUGUCGACAUCUUUCAAGAACUCGAAAAGGACCCCGCUAUCAAACGCCGCUUCGAAGAAGCCGCCGCGUCAGAACUGCAACAGGGCUGGGACCGCGGCAGCAAGAAAUCGAGUUUCGAGCUGGAGCGCGAACGGGCAGAGCAGGCUGCGCGCGAGAAGGAGGUCCACAACUAUCUCCUACGACGGCACGAAAUUGACGACGACGACGACAACAACAACAACAGUCGCAACAAGGCUACAAAUGUAGAGGCUCAUGAAACCGAGAACGACGAUGACGAUGACGUUGUUGCUGCCACUGCUCCGACGGUUACGGCAGAUGAUGCAGAUGAAGAAAUGGGCAUGGUUAGCCCCGGCGGCACAACGACGACGCGUCGCAAGUCUCACGAUAUUCACGAUUUGUUUAGUAAAGGGUUCGGAUCGAUUAAAAGAGGGCAUCUUUAG